CAUCAAGCAAAAAGUUCUGGCUGCUCUUGCUGCUUUCUAUGUGCGCAGCUCUACUUGUUAUGGCAUCUCAGCUCUAUUUGUGAUGGCAUCAGGUCUUGCGUGUUUUGUCUUGUUGACAUAGAACGAAAGCAUUCAAGGCAUUGUGUAGCAGUUUGCAUUGCAGUGUCCAGCAUGCAUGUCUUGCUGUUGAGGCUUUUGGUCUUGCAUGUUUUUAGUUGAUAUAGGUUCUUGCAACUUGUGUGGAACUUGGAAAGCGUUUCAAGUUCAAGUCACAAGUGUAUUGGUCUAGUCUGGUGCCCCGCACCAAGUAUGUCCAGUCUAGAUGUUGCCUUGGAGCAGCAAAGCAAUGCUGCCAAAACAAAACUGAAAGAACGUGCCGGCAAAUCACGAUUGGUCGCAGACAGCAGCACUGGAGUCCGAGACAUUCAGAACGUGCUGAGAAACUUCCUCACCUACAAAGAAACUAGUGACCUGCAUGCUUUGAUCUCUCCAGGAAAAUUUGUGAAGCUCACCUGGAAGUCUCAACCAGACCCAGAGUACAUGGUGAAAAUGGCGAACCUUUGCUACGACUUGGCUGCCAUUGCCCCAAACUCUAAACUUGCAGGGAAAAAAAUCAGGGAAGCUUUGCAAAAGCUUCUUGACCUUGGUGAAGUCAGAAACACAACCGAGCGAGAGAACAAAUCCUUCAUUGACAACUCGGACCUCCUGAUUCGAAUCGCUAUGGGGAUGUUUCGAUCUUUAAAGUAUGACCUGCUUAAGAGAGAUCAAGUUCUGAGGAGGAUUGGUAGCCCGGAUUCCAACAAGAUCAAACUUGUGUUGGAGCGAUUGAUCCUUCCAACGGAUUAUGAUGGAGGGGUCAGUGAUGGUGAAGAAGAUGCCACUGC
Molecule: messenger RNA, 884 nt
Organism: Durusdinium trenchii
Lineage: Eukaryota; Dinophyceae; Suessiales; Symbiodiniaceae
Source: the annotation of a GenBank genome assembly